This is a messenger RNA of Humulus lupulus (European hop), 4566 nucleotides long. RefSeq names its product pleiotropic drug resistance protein 2-like. The transcript has 20 exons. The record is from RefSeq and is a predicted model, not a curated record. Lineage: Eukaryota; Viridiplantae; Streptophyta; Magnoliopsida; Rosales; Cannabaceae. Gene Ontology annotation, cellular component: membrane. Gene Ontology annotation, molecular function: ATP hydrolysis activity; ATP binding; ABC-type transporter activity. The coding region runs from base 28 to 4464 and encodes 1478 amino acids.
GUAGCUUAAGUGACACGUAACGUAAAUAUGGCUGCAUUGGCCGGAGAUGAUCUAGCUCGGUCGAUGAGUAGCCGGACAGAGAGUUUAAAGUCGUUAAGUAAGCGAAGUUGGGCCUCAGAUAGCUUCCGGGAGGCUUGGACGAGUCUGGGAGACUUGUUCCAAAGAAGUGGGAGGGAACAUGACGAGGAGGAGGAGCUGAAGUGGGCUGCGAUAGAGCGGCUACCGACGUAUGAUAGGCUGAGGACUGGGAUGUUGAGGCAAGCUUUGUCUAAUGGAAAAGUUUGUUUCAAAGAAAUUGAUGUUACCAGUCUUGAAAUGGAUGAGAAAAGGAGUCUUUUGGAUGGUGUACUAAAGGUUGUUGAAGAGGAUAAUGAGAAGUUCCUCGGCAGGCUUAGAGAUAGGAUUGAUAGGGUUGGAAUCCAAAUUCCGAAAAUCGAAGUGCGAUUUGAGAAUUUAUGGAUUGAAGGAGAUGCCUUUGUUGGAACUAGGGCACUUCCUACUCUUCUGAAUUCUACAUUGAAUACCAUUGAGGGAGUUCUUGGGCUUGUUAAGCUUUUCCCAUCCAAUAAAAGGGUUGUCAAGAUAAUCCACAAUGUUAGUGGAUUGAUAAAGCCAUCAAGAAUGACAUUGCUUCUAGGACCCCCAGGAUCAGGAAAAACUACAUUGCUUCAGGCACUUUCUGGGAAGACAGAUAAGAAUCUGAGGACCUCUGGGAGAGUCACUUACUGCGGUCAUGAAUUUUCUGAGUUUAUUUCUCAAAGAACAUGUGCUUAUAUUGGGCAGCAUGAUCUUCACUAUGGAGAGAUGACAGUCAGAGAAACACUAGACUUCUCCAGUCGUUGCCUGGGGGUCGGAACCAGGUAUGAGCUGCUGGUUGAAUUGUCUAGAAGAGAAAAAGAAGCUGGAAUAAAACCUGAUCCUGAGAUUGAUGCAUUCAUGAAAGCCACUGCUGUGGCAGGACAAGAAACUAGUUUAGUUACAGAUUAUGUUCUUAAGAUUCUUGGGUUAGACAUGUGUUCUGAUAUUAAGGUGGGUAAUGAGAUGAGAAGGGGCAUAUCCGGUGGACAAAAGAAACGUUUAACUACAGGAGAAAUGUUGACAGGACCAGCAAGAGCUUUUUUCAUGGAUGAAAUAUCAACAGGUCUAGACAGCUCAACAACCUUUCAGAUUGUCAGGUUUAUGAGGCAGCUGGUUCACAUAAUGGAAGCAACCAUGAUAAUCUCUCUUUUGCAACCUCCACCUGAGACCUUUGAGCUUUUUGAUGACAUUAUUUUACUCUCAGAGGGUCACAUUGUUUACCAAGGUCCCCGUGAGAAUGUACUGGAGUUUUUCGAAAGCAUUGGCUUCAAAUGCCCGGACAGAAAAGCUGUUGCUGACUUUCUGCAAGAGGUUACUUCCCUCAAGGACCAAGAGCAGUAUUGGCUCAGAAAGAACGAGCCUUAUCGAUAUGUUGGUGUAGAAGAGUUGGUUGAUCACUUCAAAAAUUUCCACAUUGGCCAAAAACUGUGUGAAGAGCUUAGAGUCCCUUAUGAUAAGUCCAAAGCUCACCCGGCAGCCUUGGUGAAAGACAAGUAUGGAAUCUCAAACUGGGAACUCUUCAGGGCUUGCUUUGCAAGAGAGUGGCUGUUGAUGAAAAGGAACUCGUUUGUGUACAUAUUCAAGACAACUCAGAUUGCAAUCUUGUCGAUAAUCGCCUUGACAGUAUUUCUAAGAACAGAAAUGAAGCAUGGCCGAUUGGAGGAUGGAGGAAAAUUUUAUGGUGCACUUUUUUUCAGUCUCAUUAUUGUAAUGUUCAAUGGUAUGGCAGAGCUUUCAAUGACUAAUUUUAGGCUUCCAGUGUUUUUCAAGCAGAGGGAUUUCUUGUUCUAUCCUGCAUGGGCUUUUGCCUUACCAAUUUGGAUCCUCAGAACUCCUAUCUCACUUAUGGAGUCAGGAAUAUGGGUCAUUCUCACUUAUUACACAAUCGGAUUUGCUCCUGCUGCUAGUAGGUUUUUUCGGCAGCUGUUAGCAUUUUUCAGUGUGCACCAAAUGGCUCUUUCUCUAUUCCGUUUCAUUGCAGCAGUUGGAAGAACAAGAGUUAUUUCCAACACACUUGGAACAUUCAUUCUACUACUGGAUUUUGUUCUUGGUGGAUUCAUUGUUGCCAAAGAUGACAUUCAGCCAUGGAUGAUAUGGGGCUACUACCUAUCCCCAUUGAUGUACGGACAGAAUGCCAUUGUGAUCAAUGAGUUUCUGGAUGAAAGAUGGAGCUCACCCAAUAAUGACUCCAGAAUCUCCCAACCAACAGUUGGAAAGGCUCUUCUCAAGGCCAGAGGCAUGUUUACAGAAGACUACUGGUACUGGAUAUGUAUAGGAGCACUGUUUGGAUUCUCUUUGCUUUUCAACAUCUGUUUUAUUGCAGCACUCACUUUCUUGAAUCCUUUUGAAGAUUCUAAAUCUGUAAUUAUGGAUGAGAACAAGAACAAGUAUAAAGGCCAGUCAUUCUCUGCUGAACAACAUUCAACAAGGAUGACAGAAUUGACUUCAUCAUCUACUGUUUCUUUGUUUGAAGGUAUUGAUAGGGCAGUGAUGGACACUCCAGAUAAGGCAAAUAAUAGCGUUGCAAAGCAUGAACGCACUCAAAGAGGAAUGGUGCUUCCCUUUCAGCCUUUGUCACUUGCAUUUGACCAUGUGAAUUAUUAUGUUGAUACCCCUACUGAAAUGAAGAACCAGGGAGUCAAAGAGGAUCGCCUCCAACUGUUGCGAGAUGUUAGUGGUGCUUUUAAGCCUGGAAUCCUUACUGCAUUGGUCGGUGUAAGUGGUGCUGGAAAGACUACUUUGAUGGAUGUGCUAGCUGGAAGGAAAACUGGUGGAUACACAGAAGGGAGUAUCAGCAUUUCUGGUUAUCCAAAGAACCAAGCCACCUUUGCUCGGGUUAGCGGUUAUUGUGAACAGAAUGAUAUCCAUUCUCCAAAUAUAACAGUUUAUGAAUCUCUUAUAUACUCUGCUUGGCUGCGCCUUGCAAAGGAGAUUACUAAGGAAACGCGACAGAUGUUUGUUGAGGAAGUAAUGGAGUUGGUUGAGCUAAAGCCAAUACGAAACUCUAAAGUAGGCCUUCCUGGAGUGGAUGGUUUAUCAACUGAACAAAGGAAGAGAUUGACAAUAGCUGUAGAAUUGGUUGCUAAUCCAUCUAUUAUUUUCAUGGAUGAGCCUACGUCAGGCCUUGAUGCUAGAGCGGCCGCCAUUGUCAUGCGUACAGUUAGAAACACUGUGGAUACAGGGAGAACUGUUGUCUGCACAAUUCACCAACCAAGCAUUGACAUUUUUGAAGCCUUUGAUGAGCUCCUAUUAAUGAAGAGAGGUGGACAAGUCAUUUAUGCUGGUCCCCUUGGUCGCCAUUCUCAUAAGCUCGUAGAAUAUUUUGAGGCAAUAUCUGGUGUUCCUAAGAUUAAAGAUGCUUGCAAUCCUGCUACAUGGAUGUUGGAUAUCAGUACUCCUGCUUUUGAAGCUCAACUUGGAAUCGAUUUUGCGGAAACAUACAAAAAUUCUGGACUGUAUAAGACAAAUAGUAAGCUUAUUAAUGAACUGAGUACACCAGAACCAGGAUCCAGCGACCUGUGCUUCCCAACCAAAUAUUCUCAAUCCUAUACAACUCAAUGGAAAGCUUGCUUCUGGAAACAACACUGGUCCUACUGGCGAAACCCACAGUAUAAUGCCAUCCGAUUGUUCAUGGCUAUUGUUGUUGGGUUUCUUUUUGGACUUAUAUUUUGGGGCAAAGGAGACCAAACACAAAAGGAACAAGACCUACUAAAUCUUAUGGGAGCUAUGUAUGCUGCUGUUCUUUUUCUUGGAGCCACCAAUACUUCCUCGGUUCAGCCCAUUGUGGCAAUUGAACGAACAAUCUUCUACCGUGAAAGAGCGGCAGGGAUGUACUCUGAAUUGCCUUAUGCAUUUGCACAGGUUACAAUAGAGAUAAUCUAUGUUGCAGUUCAAACUUUUAUCUACAGUCUCAUUCUGUAUUCUACAAUUGGGUUCCCCUGGCAAUUUUUCAAGUUCCUCUGGUUCUACUACUUCAUAUUCAUGAGCUUUAUCAUCUUCACAUUGUAUGGCAUGAUGAUUGUGGCUCUCACUCCAAACCACCAAAUUGCUGCCAUUGCCAUGUCCUUUUUUCUGUGCUUCUGGAAUCUGUUUUCUGGUUUCCUCAUUCCUUGGAAGCAAAUCCCAAUAUGGUGGAGGUGGUACUACUGGGCUUCUCCAGUUGCUUGGACAAUUUACGGCCUCAUUACAUCCCAAAUAGGCGAUGUUACAGACUUAGUGACAAUAACUCAAGGAGAUUCUAUAACAGUGAAGGCUUAUCUUAAGAGUUCUUUCGGCUUUGAGUAUGACUUUCUUGGAGCAGUUGCAGCUGCCCAUAUUGGUUUUGUGCUUCUUUUUAUUUUUGUCUUUGCCUAUGGCAUCAAGUACCUCAAUUUCCAAAGGAGAUAGAUAGGGUGAAAUCUUAAACAAGUAAUAGGAGUUUUCAUUUCAAUCUGACCGUUGUAGUAUAUGCCUUGUGCAAGUGCAAUGAAAGCUGCCUUUUAAAUCUCU